UUUCGCGACGAACAUAUAAUAAAACCGGUUGUUUUGUUUAUGUGACGAAAGAAGACGAGACUGGGUCAAGUCUGAAACCCUAAUAUCCAUUUUCAGUUGGAAUUCUCACUCGAAUAAUUCCAGAUCUGCUCUUUCACGCUGCAAUUCAUUAUGCGGCGUGGGAAGGAGGAGAUGGAGUUUAACUCGGGCGGCGGAGGAGGUGCAGGAAGCGGUGGGAAUGACGUGGAGCUGUUGUCUAAGACGUUACAGGUGGAGCAUAAGCUGUUUUACUUUGAUCUCAAGGAGAAUCCGCGCGGUCGUUACCUGAAGAUAUCGGAGAAGACGUCGGCGACAAGGUCCACCAUAAUCGUACCUUUCAAUGGAAUCUCUUGGUUCUUUGAUAUCUUCAACUACUACGUCACUUCUGAUGACCAAGAUAUUUCUAGCAAGGAACUCCAGCUUGAUAGCAAGGUGUUUUACUUUGACAUUGGGGAAAACAGGAGAGGUCGGUUUCUCAAGGUAUCCGAAGCUUCAGUUAGUAGAAACAGGAGUACUAUCAUUGUCCCAGCAGGAAGCACUAGAGAUGAAGGGUGGAGUGCAUUCAGGAACAUCUUGGAAGAAAUAAACGAAGCAUCUAAGCUUUUUGUUCUUCCCAAUCAGCAAAAUACCGAUGCCAUCACUCCAGAGAGACUUGUAGGUCUAUCUGAUGAUGUUGGAGCUGGAUUUAUAGCUGGGAAUAGUUCCCAAACUACCCCUCCAGCAUCAUCUGAGUUGACAUCUACAUUUGAGUUGCCUCCUCCAUCUUCAGAUGAAAGUGGUGGCUUUGGUGUCUCCAAAGUGAUCAGAGCUGAUCAGAAGCGGUUUUUCUUUGACCUUGGAAGCAACAACCGUGGCCAUUACUUGAGAAUAUCUGAGGUGGCAGGAUCUGAUAGGUCAUCAAUCAUUCUACCGUUAUCGGGGCUGAAACAAUUUCAUGAAAUGGUUGGACACUUUGUGGAAAUAACAAAAGAUGCAAUCGAAGGGAUGACUGGGGCAAAUGUGCGAAAUGUGGACCCCCCUCAAAGUCAAAGAUAGUCUUGGGAUUUUAAACUGUCGUGACAUGAUAUGAUAUGACAUGACAUGAAGUAUCUGGUGUUAUGUCAUGACAUGAUAUGAUAUGACAGGAAGUAUCUAGUAAAAGAAAAAGAAUGUUAUUUGAAUUUGUGAACCUGUGUAUACACCUACCCCACCCGCGUGCUUCUUCAAUUGAAAUUUGAAUAAUAAUCCAACAUGGAAAUAAUUAAGAACAGAAUAAGCAAGAAAAGCAAAGCUAGCUUUUUUUUUUUUUUUUUUUUUUUUUGUUAUAUUGUGAACAGUUUGAUUUCUAGUGGUUUGUUGGCUUGAUUGGGGAUUUGGAUAAGGUUGUGUUUUGGCCAUUUAUUUGACUUGACAUUAUUAAUUGUAAUUGUUGUUUACUUGAUAUGAAGUCAUUUUAUAUGGGUUUGG
Messenger RNA from Lactuca sativa (garden lettuce), 1464 nucleotides. Its product is annotated as purin-rich alpha 1. NCBI's taxonomy places the organism in Eukaryota, Viridiplantae, Streptophyta, Magnoliopsida, Asterales, Asteraceae. Gene Ontology annotation, biological process: regulation of transcription by RNA polymerase II. The record is from RefSeq and is a predicted model, not a curated record. Gene Ontology annotation, cellular component: nucleus. Gene Ontology annotation, molecular function: RNA polymerase II transcription regulatory region sequence-specific DNA binding; purine-rich negative regulatory element binding; DNA-binding transcription factor activity, RNA polymerase II-specific.